AUGGAGAACAAAUCCAAGCAAAAGGCCAAGCAAAAGACUACAGGUGCCAAAGCCAUCGACUGUCCACCAAUCGAGAAGCCAAAGAAGAAGGCGUCACCAAAGGCAGAGCCGGAGUGCAACAGACCCAACUUCUAUCGCUCGCCAGAGGAGAAGCGCACCUACUUGGAGCUGCAGGUGGUGCCCAUUCUGAUGGAGGGGAUGCUGGCUGUGGCCCGCGAACAGCCGCGGGAUCCCAUCGGAUAUCUGGAGAAGUUCUGGCUGCAGGACAGGCUGAAGUGCGACAUUAAGCUGCCCAAACACAUCCUCUGA
Molecule: messenger RNA, 309 nt
Organism: Drosophila miranda
Lineage: Eukaryota; Metazoa; Arthropoda; Insecta; Diptera; Drosophilidae
Exons: 1
Coding region: 1-309 (102 amino acids)
Cellular component (GO): Set1C/COMPASS complex
Source: RefSeq, a predicted model, not a curated record